Messenger RNA from Uncinocarpus reesii 1704, 777 nucleotides. RefSeq lists its product as uncharacterized. Lineage: Eukaryota; Fungi; Ascomycota; Eurotiomycetes; Onygenales; Onygenaceae. The record is from RefSeq and is a predicted model, not a curated record. Bases 1 to 777 code for a protein of 258 amino acids. The transcript has 3 exons.
AUGCCAUCCACUAUACCGCCCGGCCUCGCACACUUAGAGUACACCAUGGAGAGCAUGCAUCAACAGCAGAUCUGUCUUUCAUCUCAUGUUUCAGCACCAGCAACUUCUGGGUCGAGUGAUAUCAAGGUCCCCCCCAACGAGCUCCUUGUCGCAGGCAUGAAUGGCACCGGGACACAACUACAGUGUGGAUACCUCACAGGCACUGCCGGUCCGCAGUACAACUCUGCCUUUGCACUUCAAAGUUGGCGACCCAUUGCCACUCACUUUGGCAGUGCAUGUUUAAGUCAGGUCGUUAUGGGCAGGUCUCCAAUCAAGCAGGAGGAAAUUGAUUCUGCUAGGUGGAUUGUUGGCAAACGUGGAGCCUCGCAUGGAGUCUAUAUCACAGAGUCCGGUACAGUGGUCAAAUAUGGCCAUCAUGUCCAAGCUGAACGAGAGGCUCGAGCGAUGAGCUUUGUCCGUAGGGCCUGUCCGCAGGUUCCUGUGCCAGAAGUGCUUGGCUGGUGGGAAGAAGGAGAAGGCAAAGACCGUGUAGGACAUUUGGCAAUGUCGUUGAUUCCUGGGGAUAUGCUCAUUAAAAGCUGGCCGACCAUGGAUCAAGUGCAGCGGGAUAGUAUCCUAAAGGAUCUAGAGGAGAUACUGCAUCAACUACGGACACUCCGUGCUCCAUCAACAGCUGUGAUUGGUCCUGUCGACGGUACAAGUCCUGCUGCCGAUGUUCGAGACGGCCAUGCUGAAUUUGGCGGCCCUUUCAAGACUGAGUCUGACUUCAAUGAAUGA